UACCACUGCAGGGCAAUAGUACAUUAUAUUUUUUAAUUUUUGGCGUUACUGUUCUUUUAAACUUAUAUCGGUGUGAUAUAACAGCCUAUUCCAACAGGGCGUCCUCCUCCAUUGAGAUGGAACAUGCCCUUACGUCAAUGACCAAACACACGCUUGUGGUUCUGAGGUUCGGUCCGAGGCACGGAGUGCGCGUUAUUUAGUGCUUGGGCUACACAUUAAAAGGUCACUGAUGUAGGCCUGUGUGUGUGUGUGUGAGUGUGUGUGAGUGAAUAGGCUAUGGUAUCAGUGCGACACUGCUGUCUGGGUGCCUGUAUCACAAACACAAUGUUCUUUCCGUGACCUUAGAACAUUUAGCAAUACAAUUCUCCAUGACAUAUACAGAGAGGCUGCCCUGUUUGGGUCUCUUUCAACUCCUCCUACAUGUCCCUCCUUCUCUAGUUCACGCCUGGCUGUGUGUCACGUCACAGAUACAGGUGUCUGUGUAGCACGAGACUUCACACUUACUAGUGCCUUCCUACUCUGUGUGUAACUCGCAUCUCUCUUCAUUUAUAUCCAGACACUGGCUAUACUCCCGGCAGUCUUUUUCCACCAAGUGUACCCUGCUGAAAAUAUGCUCCCAAGGUUCCUGGCUUGACAACUUUUUAUAAACAGUGGAAUUCCAUUUGGGAUGGGGAACAUUCCUUGUAAGAAAGGGUACAGCGCUAUUGAGGCCAGUCUAACCAACCUGGAUAGAAACCAAGCCAGAGAGUCAGCGGCGGACAAGUGCAUCUUUGUGGCUUUGUACAAUUUCCCGCUUGGAGGCCAAACAGAUCUCAGCAUUCGUUUCGGAGAGCAGCUAAACAUCCUCUCUGAAGAUGGGGAUUGGCUAAAAGUCUCCUCGCUAUCUACAGGACACGAGUGCUACCUACCAACAAAUUAUGUGGCCAAAGUGUGCAAUAGGUGGCUGUACCGGGGCAUCAACAGGGAGAAAGCAGAAGAACUGCUGAUGGUAAACUCUAACCAGAGCGGCUCCUUCUUGAUCCGGGAAAGUGAGACGAGAAGUGGAAGUUAUACUUUGUCAAUAAGGAAAACAAGCCAGAGCUCAAGGGAUUCCAUCAAGCAUUACCGUAUCCACCAGUUGGACAAUGGCUGGUUUUACAUCGCCCCGCGCCUGACAUUCGCUACACUCCAAGACAUGGUGGAUUACUAUUCAGAAGUGGCAGAUGGGAUUUGUUGCACUUUAAGAGAGGCGUGCGUUGUGCAAAGGGUUUCAAACCCCGUCAUCCAAAGGCCGUCGGAACCCAUCGUUGUCAGAAAGCCAACCCUCAACUGGAAGGAGCUCGACAGUUUGGACCUGUUUAACAAAGAGGACAAGUUAAACGAAGAUUGCCCGGUAAGCCUCGGGCUCAGGGAAGCCGUCAGCUCCUAUAUGCUCAUGACGCAAGACUCCGACUCCAUGACAGAGGUAGAAAAGGAACAUUGGUGGCAAACCUGCUGAUUUUCAUGCAAUUGGACUAAAAUGGCAUGAAACCUUCCAUAUAGCCAUGGAAAGAAUUACUGUCAUUAUCUUUAUCUACCAGACAUGUCUCGAUCAUUCUGGCACAGAUUAUUCACUUUUUUCUUUGAAAGAAAACUCUUGGUGGAAAAUUUCCGCAUUCUUUUUCCUUUAUUAUGAACUGCUCAGUACAAGUUCGGCAGAAAAUUGCAGGUCAAUUCUUUGUGUCUUGUACUCCGAGAGACCGCCUGGUAUUAUAUUUAUAGCAGCUGAGCUGCUCUGUCUGUACAAAUGUCUGCGCCUCUGUGUUCGCCGUAGGGUUCGUCGAUGACGUUUCAGUAGAAAGUCCGACAAUGUUGCCGUUUAUAAAGCAUGUAAAGUUUAUGGGUUGUUUUUGCUCGGCCACAGAGCAAUGAACUCUUUCAGAUCAUGAUCGCUUGUGUGAGAAGCAGAGUCAGACUGGGGGAUGCAGGGCCCACCGGGCUCCCGCCCCAGGGGCCCUGCAGGUUCCCCAGCCAGCCGU
Xenopus tropicalis (tropical clawed frog) is the source of this 1997-nucleotide messenger RNA. It is a transcript of the gene sla2, whose product is annotated as Src-like-adaptor 2. NCBI's taxonomy places the organism in Eukaryota, Metazoa, Chordata, Amphibia, Anura, Pipidae. The transcript is spliced from 8 exons. The record is from RefSeq and is a predicted model, not a curated record. Gene Ontology annotation, cellular component: cytoplasm. The coding region runs from base 668 to 1477 and encodes 269 amino acids.